Messenger RNA from Theobroma cacao (cacao), 757 nucleotides. The record is from RefSeq and is a predicted model, not a curated record. NCBI's taxonomy places the organism in Eukaryota, Viridiplantae, Streptophyta, Magnoliopsida, Malvales, Malvaceae.
UAGGGCUACCUUUUCGUGCUUCUGGAUUGCCGGCCUCCGAAACGCAACCCAAGAGGCCCCCCGGCCGCCCGCACUGUCCAUAACCAGUCACCAUGGGUCGCAUGCACAGUCGCGGGAAGGGAAUUUCAGCCUCUGCAUUACCCUACAGACGCACCCCUCCCACCUGGCUCAAAAUCUCCUCUCAAGACGUGGAGGAAAACAUCUGCAAAUUUGCCAAGAAAGGCUUGACUCCAUCACAAAUUGGUGUCACCCUUCGUGACUCUCACGGUGUUGCUCAGGUCAAAAGCGUCACCGGCAGCAAGAUCCUCCGCAUUCUCAAAGCUCACGGAUUGGCGCCGGAGAUUCCUGAAGAUCUUUACCAUUUGAUAAAGAAGGCGGUGGCGAUUCGGAAGCAUUUGGAGAGCAAUAGGAAGGAUAAAGAUUCCAAGUUCAGGUUGAUUCUUGUGGAGAGUAGAAUUCACCGGCUCGCUCGUUAUUACAAGAAGACUAAGAAGCUCCCUCCUGUUUGGAAAUACGAGUCAACCACGGCAAGCACUCUGGUUGCUUAGAGAAAGUGUUGGAACUCUGGACUGGAGGCCUGUUAUGUCCUGAUUUCACGAGUAAGACCUUUCCGGUGAGAAUCUGUCUAGUAAUGUGGGAUAUUUAUAAUGACACUGAAACAAUGAUGAAGUUCUUUGUGCUAACCAUUUUUGGGAUAGUCAAGGAGCAUUAUUGUCUUACAUUUAUUUUUUCCAAUUCACACCUCAAUCCUCACUUA